Molecule: messenger RNA, 764 nt
Organism: Spizellomyces punctatus DAOM BR117
Lineage: Eukaryota; Fungi; Chytridiomycota; Chytridiomycetes; Spizellomycetales; Spizellomycetaceae
Exons: 2
Coding region: 1-537 (178 amino acids)
Source: RefSeq, a predicted model, not a curated record
AUGUGCCGGCCACGCCCGCCGCCCCCAGCAGACAACAAGCAGGCCGCCCCGGCAGCGGCACCCGCCGCCCCCGGCGCGAACGGCAAAGGCAAUGGCAAGGGAACACAAUUCAUCACCGGUCCUUGCUCGAGCGAUGCUGACUGUGCCUCUGACUGCUGUGGCUUUAACUCUGGCAAAUGUGCCGGCCCAGUCAUAGCCCAAGAACGUGACGGAGGUUGUGGAUUCGGUGAUGCCCAACCUAACGACCGUGCCGCUCGUGUUUUCCGUGGUCAAGCGCCCGCCGCCCCAGCAGCCAAAAAGCAGGCCGCCCCGGCAGCGGCACCCGCCGCCCCCGGCGCCAAAAACAAAGGCAAUGGCCAGGGAACACAAUUCAUCACUGGUCCUUGUGCGAGCGAUGCUGACUGCGCUUCUGGGUGCUGUGGAUUCAGAACUGGAAAGUGUGCUGGAGCGAUCGUUGCUCAGGAACGUGACGGUGGAUGCGGAUUCGGCGAUGCCCAGCCUAAUGAUCGCGCUGCUCGUAAGCUUCGUGGUCAGUAAGGAUGGUCACGUGGCUAACAUUGGAUAUGGGAAUGUAGUCUGAUAGUGGUUGAUGCAGCUAGCAUAGCUCAAGUAGCCCUUGUAGGUAGGUCUUAGGUUGGGUUGGGAAUAUAUAGGUGCGUGUACAUAGUUCAUGUUCACAUUUCAUAAUGGAGAGAUUUGUAUUUUCACAUUUGCUAGAAGCGCCCGCUAAUUCUGCUGGUAACAAAUAGACCAAUUUAUUAGAA